GGACGAAACCAGAGGCGGGAAUGGAACCAUGAACAGAAAGUCAGAAACGGGAAUGGAAUUGACCGGUCAAAUUUCUGGCCGCCGCCUCCUCCUCCUCGUUACGUUGGCUUCACUAGCUACUUACUACUGAGACAGGGUCAGCUACUCCAUCUUACUCUACCGAGGAAAAAAAAUGGCAGGACCAGCUCUUCCCCCUCUGAAUGUUUUUUAUCUAUUGAUCAUCUUCACAAUCGCCGUCGUCUCUGCAUCCUCUUCACCAUCACUCGCUUCUCCGCCGUCCUCCUUCUCUCCAUCCAAGAAGCCGCCGCGCUUCCUCAGCAAAGUCUCACAUGGAACCAGAACACAGCAGCAAUACCGAUACGAGAUUCGGUAUAUCUCGCAGAGACUUGACCACUUCAGCUUCGCUGAGCUCCCGUGGUUUUCGCAACGCUACCUGAUAAGCACGGAGCACUGGGUAGGCCCCAGCCGGCUCGGCCCCAUCUUCCUUUUCAGCGGCGGCGAAAGAGACAUAGAAGGAAUCGCCGCAGGCACCGGGUUCGUCUGGGAGAUUGCCCCUCGCUUCGGUGCAAUGGUUCUUUACGCGGAGCAUAGGUACUACGGGGAAUCAAUGCCACAUGGAAGUAAAGAAGAGGCAUACAGGAAUGCUUCCACACUGUCUUAUCUAACUGCAGAGCAAGCGCUCGCGGAUUUUGCCGUUUUGGUUACUGAAUUGAAACGAAAUUUAUCUGCUGAGGCAUGCCCUGUAGUCACGUUUGGUGGAUCCUAUGGAGGAAUGCUAGCAGCGUGGAUGAGGCUCAAGUAUCCUCACGUUGCAAUUGGGGCACUUGCUUCUUCGGCACCUGUUCUUCUGUUUGAGGAUAUUGUGCCACCAGAAACUUUUUAUAACAUUCUCUCCUAUGCAUUUAGGCGUGAAAGUGUUAGCUGCUUUAACACUAUAAAAGAGUCAUGGGGUGUGAUAACAUCUGAGGGUCUGAAAGAGGAUGGUCUCCAGAACCUAACCAAAACUUUCCACUUAUGCGGGGAAUUAAAGAGCACAAGUGACCUUGCAAAUUGGUUGGACAAUGCCUAUAGUUAUUUGGGAAUGGCUAAUUACCCAUAUCCUUCUGAGUUUGGAAUGCCUCUCCCUGGACAUCCAAUAAGAGAGGUUUGCAGAAAGAUUGAUGGUUCUCCUAAUGGGUCUAGCACUCUGGAGCGCAUUUUUAAUGGAGUAAGCAUCUUUUACAAUUAUACUGGAGAUGCCAGUUGCUUUGAACUUGGUGAUAAUCUUGAAGGAAUGAAUGGUUGGGAUUGGCAGGCAUGCACUGAGAUGGUUACACCACUGGCAAGUGAUCCAGACAAAAGCAUGUAUCCUGCCAUCAGCUAUAAUUACUCUUCUUAUCAAGAGAAGUGCUGGAAGAAUUUCCGGGUCAUACCAAGGCCUAGAUGGAUAACAACAGAAUUUGGUGGACAUGAUAUUGAGCAUGUAUUGAAAAACUUUGGAAGUAAUAUCAUAUUCUCAAAUGGUCUAUUGGAUCCAUUGAGUGGUGGCAGUGUUCUGAAGAAUAUAUCCCAGACUAUUGUGGCGCUCGUAACAAAAGAAGGUGCCCAUCAUAUAGAUUUGCAUGCCUCGACCCAAGAAGAUCCUGACUGGUUAGUGGAGCAGAGGGCAAGUGAGAUAAAGCUGAUCGAAGGCUGGCUAAAUGACUACUACAGUCAAAGGAAAGUGAAGGCUGGUUAAAGGACUACUUUAGUGAAAGGAAAGCAACCUUCAAAAUGUUAGAUACGACAGAUUCGUGGUGGUAAUCCUUCAGGGUGCUUUCCUGUUGUU
Molecule: messenger RNA, 1807 nt
Organism: Rubroshorea leprosula
Lineage: Eukaryota; Viridiplantae; Streptophyta; Magnoliopsida; Malvales; Dipterocarpaceae
Source: the annotation of a GenBank genome assembly